CGUUUAUGUAUAUCUAUAAGUAUAUAUUCCUGCAUAUAUAAAUAGGAGAUACAUAAGACACUUCAACAGUUCAUUUACUGUUAAACAACAACAAUGAGACUUUCUCUUGUAUUUUUACUUGUGUUGGUCACUGCCUAUUGCCAGUUCAAUUCCUGUGAAGGCUUUGAUGUACAGCAAACGCUUACCAAAAUAAAAGAAGCUUUAGAAAAAGGAUUUGGAAAUAAAUUUAAAAAAUUCUUCCAUGGCAUCACAAAGUUUUUCAAAGAAAUAAAUGGGAAGUUUGAAAUCGAUGGAACCCCUCUGGUGAUUACCUUCUUCGCAGACGACUGUGAAAUGAAGAUUACCGGAAAACGAAGUCUAUUUGAAGUGAAAUGUCCAGCUGAUGUGACUGAAAUCAUCACGCAAACCAAACGCCACUGUGAAAGGUCAAGUCAGAUAAGCGCCGUCCAGUGUGCUACCAAAAUGGUACUCGAAGAAAUUCAGAAGAAUAUUGAAAUCGGCAAAAUCUCCGGCUCGUAACUUGUAUCAACACAUAUAACGUGUUAUACACACAUACACACACACACAUACAUAUAUAUGUAUGUAUGUAUGUAUAUAUGUAUAACUAUAUAUAUUCUCAGCAAAAACACCAGCUACAAAUAAAGCACUAGAAUAAUUUUGCUAGCAA
Messenger RNA from Octopus bimaculoides (California two-spot octopus), 667 nucleotides. RefSeq lists its product as uncharacterized. The record is from RefSeq and is a predicted model, not a curated record. NCBI's taxonomy places the organism in Eukaryota, Metazoa, Mollusca, Cephalopoda, Octopoda, Octopodidae.